Messenger RNA from Williopsis jadinii, 898 nucleotides. RefSeq lists its product as uncharacterized. NCBI's taxonomy places the organism in Eukaryota, Fungi, Ascomycota, Saccharomycetes, Phaffomycetales, Wickerhamomycetaceae. The record is from RefSeq and is a predicted model, not a curated record. The transcript has a single exon. Bases 68 to 748 code for a protein of 226 amino acids.
CCCUGUCAUUGUUCAUGAAGACUCCUGCUGCUUCUGUACAUUUAACCGUCCAAGAGUUGCUUAUGUCAUGUUAGUGAUACUUAAGGGAAACACAGUUGCUGUGUUACUAUCAGCAUGCUGUCUACUGGAACAUUUCAGUCCAUUUCAGAUAAAAAUCAUCAUUGAGGGGUAUUACCCACCAAGGCAAGACAAGGACAAGAGAUGGGUCAUCACUCCAGUCUCGUCAAAGUUCCAGGUAUUGGAGGAUGCGAUGUUUCAAAGGAAGGAGUCGUCCUUGAUGUUCUUGGAAGGAGUUGGUCGCACAGAGAGCGGUGAACUCGUUGCCAAACCUGGGGUGCACUACGACAAAUGCGCACUUUUCGACCAAACGUCCUUGGAGGUUUGGUUAUGGAAGUUGCUGGUCAACGAUAGAAGGGUCCAUUUCGUCCAAAAGGUGGGUUCACAGGCAGACGAGUAUCACGGGGACACCGUCAUACUCGAAACGCACACUCAAGUGAGAAACUUGAUUAACAAAUCCCGAACAAGGGACGACUCAUUGCAAUCUGUCCGCUGGCUCGGGGUUGAUAAUGGGCUACGGUUACCGCAUAAGGUGAAACUAAGCCCAAGGAAAAAAUUACAGAUUGAACAGAAGAACGGCAUAAUAAAGUCGGUGUGUGAUGAUCAAUUGGCUUGUGCCAUGGAUACCGCAAUGUAUAUGAAGUCUGUUGUUGAUCAACAGGUUAGUGCCAUGAGAUGGGCAUCGCUCUGACCAGGGCCAAAGGACAUAUUAAAGACAACAUCUAACGCUAUCAACUAAUGCAAACUAGCUUCAUCAGACUCUCUUCAAUUAACAUAGUCACGAGUCACAUGUAUAUACACGACAAAUAGUUAGUAAACAAUGCCUUAACGAUAUCGGAAA